AUGAAGCUACGUUCCUCUGCCUCGUCCGCGGGGACUAACAGCACCCAAGACCCCUUCUCCUUCCUCCUCACGGGCAUCCCUGGGUUCGAGAGCGCCCACGUCUGGAUCUCCAUCCCCUUCUGCUGCCUCUACGCCAUCUCCAUGGUGGGAAACGCCAGCAUCCUCGCGGUCAUCCGCACAGAGCCAGCCCUCCGCCAGCCCAUGUACCUGUUCCUCUCCAUGCUGGCCCUGACCGACCUGGGGCUCACCCUCAGCACCCUGCCCACCGUCAUGCCGCUCCUCUGGUUCGACAUUCGCAAGGUCAGUUUUGAGGGCUGCUUUGCCCAGUUCUUCUUCCUCCAUGGCUUCUCCUUCAUGGAAUCUUCAGUCCUGCUGGCCAUGUCCUUUGACCGCUACGUGGCCAUCUGCCGCCCCCUGCAUUAUGCCACCGUCCUCACCAGCAAAGUCAUUGGCGGGAUUGGAUCAGCCAUCCUUUGCCGCUCUGUCCUGGCUGUCCUUCCCUCCUUUCUCCUCCUCAAGCGCCUGCCCUUCUGCCGCUCCCACCUUCUGUCCCACUCCUACUGCCUCCACCAGGAUAUGAUUUGCCUGGUCUGUGCGGACAUCCGGGUCAACAGCUGGUAUGCCUUUGCUGUGGCUUUGCUCACCAUUGUGAUGGACCCUCUGCUCAUCGUGCUCUCCUACACACUCAUCCUGAGAAGCAUCCUGGGCACAGCCUCCUGGACAGAGCGGCUCCGGGCUCUCAAUAACUGUCUGUCCCACGUGCUGGCCGUUCUGGUGCUCUAUGUUCCCAUGGUCGGGGUAUCUAUGACUCAUCGAUUUGCCAAGCAUGCCUCUCCACUGGUCCACGUUAUCAUGGCCAACGUCUACCUCUUGGCCCCUCCUGUGAUGAACCCCAUCAUUUACAGUGUGAAGACAAAGCAGAUCCGCCAGAGAAUUAUGCACCUGUUUUCCCAAAGAAAUACGCUUUUAAGAUAA
Phacochoerus africanus (Common warthog) is the source of this 975-nucleotide messenger RNA. Its product is annotated as olfactory receptor 51Q1-like. Bases 1 to 975 code for a protein of 324 amino acids. The transcript has a single exon. Gene Ontology annotation, cellular component: membrane. NCBI's taxonomy places the organism in Eukaryota, Metazoa, Chordata, Mammalia, Artiodactyla, Suidae. The record is from RefSeq and is a predicted model, not a curated record. Gene Ontology annotation, molecular function: G protein-coupled receptor activity; olfactory receptor activity. Gene Ontology annotation, biological process: G protein-coupled receptor signaling pathway.